Messenger RNA from Salmo salar (Atlantic salmon), 755 nucleotides. Lineage: Eukaryota; Metazoa; Chordata; Actinopteri; Salmoniformes; Salmonidae. The record is from RefSeq and is a predicted model, not a curated record.
CCCUAUUCCUCUCUCUUCAGACCCGUACCACCAUGUCAUUCAUCGCAGCCUUCUUGCAGCAGACCGUCUAUCUGGGCCUGCCCGAUGACUCGACCUUACCCAGUCAGGGCACUGUGACUCCUGACCCAAAUUUCAAUGUCGAAAGGGAUGUACUCAUCUUGGUUAAGGCCAUCAAUGCCAAGGGUGUGGAUGAGAACACCAUCAUUGAUGUGCUGGUGGGGAGAAGCAACACCCAGAGACAGCAGAUCAAAGCUACCUACGAAAACGCUAACGGCAAGCCUCUGGAGACUGCCCUAAAGGGAGACCUGGAGGAUGUGGUUCUGGCUCUGCUCAAGACGCCAGCCCAAUAUGACGCCCAACAGCUCAAACUGGCCAUGAAGGGAUUGGGCACAGACGAGGAUACUCUGAUUGAGAUUCUGGCCUCCAGGACCAAUAAGGAGAUCAGAGAGAUAAAGAAAGUCUAUAAGGGAGAAUACAAAAAGGAGCUAGAGGAAGACAUCAAAUCUGACACAGGCGCAGACUUCAGGAAUGCUCUGCUCUCACUCUGCAAGGCUACUAGGAAUGAGGACACCAUGGUGAACCAGGAACUUGCUGACAGUGAUGCCAGGGCCCUGUAUGAGGCUGGAGAGAAGAGGAAGGGAACAGACUGCUCUGUCUUCAUAGACAUUCUGACCACCAGAAGUGCUCCUCAGCUCCGCCAAGGUGAAUAUACACACUGCACAUGUAUACACAUUUGGUAAAUAAGACAUUGCCCA